Naegleria gruberi is the source of this 1731-nucleotide messenger RNA. RefSeq lists its product as uncharacterized. Gene Ontology annotation, biological process: proteolysis. The coding region runs from base 1 to 1731 and encodes 576 amino acids. The transcript has a single exon. NCBI's taxonomy places the organism in Eukaryota, Heterolobosea, Eutetramitea, Acrasida, Naegleriidae. Gene Ontology annotation, cellular component: cytoplasm. Gene Ontology annotation, molecular function: calcium-dependent cysteine-type endopeptidase activity. The record is from RefSeq and is a predicted model, not a curated record.
AUGAAAAAACUAUGUGCCAAGAGAUGGGAUCACAAAUGUCCAAUCAUUUUCCAUAACACUCUUUCCGAGCCCAUUCAAAUGAUCUGGAUUGAUUAUGAGGGAAAUGAACAACCGUUUACAGUUUUAAAUUCUGGCGGGAAAUGUUGUCAGCAAGCCGGUGCUACUCAUCCUUUCAUAAUGAGAAGAAUGAAUGAUGAGAAGAGGAAGGUUGUAUCGAUUUUUGUUCCGACAGAAGAGACUGUUGAUUAUUUUGAGGUUGUUCCUGGAAUGUUUAUGUAUGAUGAGGAGAGGGAUGGGAAAAUGGUUGAUGAAGAUGAUGAAGAAAUUGUGGUGGGUGAUCAAGUGGAGGAGAUAGAGGAAGAAAUAAUUGAGGACCAAUCAAAACACGUAACAAUUUGCAAGAUGACAAAAGCUCGUGAGGAGGAUUGGAAAUUAAUUAGGUCAAGAUUUGAUGGACAUGAACUUGUGGAUAUUAGCAUUAGAAAUGAUACAUCUAGGAAAUAUAAUGUAUUUAGGGUAGACGAGGAAGGAAAUCAAACUUCUCACGGAUAUUCAGCCCCAAUCUCAACUUUCUGGGCUACAUUUGCAUAUCCAGGAAACGUAUUUUUAUUGAAGAACGAAUGUGGUUCAGUUGAGUUUGUCUUGAAAGUUUCAGAUAAGUCCACCGUGUAUAUUAUUGAAUCUAACUAUCUGGAGUCAACAGCAUGUAUUGAUGAUGAUAAACAGUCUAGUUGCAGAAAUAUCCUAUUGAAGAAUGAAGAUAAGAGAAUCGGUCCUCGUAAAAUGGGGUUCAAUUCUCCUGAAAUUGUUCAAGAUAUUGUUAAUGAGCUAAAAAGGAGGAAUUCGAAAUUUAUAGAUGAAGACUUUCCUCCAAGGAGUGAUUGUGUUAGAGCUCAAAAUUUAUUCAAAAGACCUGCUAUUUUCAAGAAUAUUUCUGUCAUGGAUCCAAUUCAAGGAAAAUUAGAAGAUUGCUUUUUAAUAUCUAGUAUUAGUGGGGCUGCAUUAAGAACUAGAUUAUUGAGGAAAGUAUUCACUCAUUGUGAGGCCAUAGAUCCAAAGCUAGGUCUUUAUGCUUUGACAUUCUAUUUAGAGCCAAAUAAUGAGAAAAUGACUCUUCUAUUGGAUGAUUAUUUGCCUGCUGAAAAUGGACAUUUAAAGUUUGCUCAUUCUCAAGAUAGAGGAGAGUUGUGGAUUUCUCUUAUUGAAAAAGGCAUUGCAAAAUUGGUUGGAGAUUAUGACAAGAUUAACCCUCAAACGAAUUCUCAUCUAUUCUAUCCCUCUAAUAUUCUUUCAUUGCUCCUUGGUGGGAGAUCAAAACAAUUAGAUUGGUUCUCUGGUCAAAGUACAACAGCAACUGAUAUGAUGAAGAAGGGAACUUUCUGGCCUCUCAUUGAAAAACUAAUGGACAGCUCAUUAAGCGUUCCGGUUUGUGGAACCAAACCAGGUAAAGAAGGAUCUGAUUCGAUCAAUUCUAAUGGCCUUGUAAAUGCUCACGGUUAUUCGCUUCUUAGCUAUAGAAAAUUCCCAGAACAUGAUUUGAAAUUGGUCAACCUGAGAAAUACAUGGGGAAGAAUUGAGUACAAUGGACCAUGGUCAGAUAAUAGUCCAGAGUGGGAUCAAUAUCCAGAUGUUAAAAAAGCACUUGAAUAUCGAAAUGCAGAUGACGGAUGUUUCUAUAUGACCUAUGAAGCAUUUGAGAAUUGUUUCGGAAUUGUUUGGUGGAACGAUUAA